Molecule: messenger RNA, 2328 nt
Organism: Pocillopora verrucosa
Lineage: Eukaryota; Metazoa; Cnidaria; Anthozoa; Scleractinia; Pocilloporidae
Source: RefSeq, a predicted model, not a curated record
AUGAGUGCAUUGCGAGACAUGGACAAGAUGGACAUCAUGGAGAUAAUAAACAUAUUGAAGUUACUAAAAAUUCCGUGCGAAGGGCUGACAACGUUGGACGAAAUGAAAGCAAAAGUGAAAGAGACACUCCAGUUGUCAGAGGAGAAGUCAAGUUGGACAGCAAAGGAGGCCUUUUCAGUGUUGACCGAGGCAAAGAAAGAAGACGAGAGAAAACGAGCAACCUUGCUCGAUUUCUACGAACGCACGGAUGUUUGCUUGCAAAAUAUGGAUGGAAAAGUUGAUGCCCUUUUGGAACAGAACAUCGGGAACCUCAAGGAAAAAAUCGCUUUCCACAAACAAAAUCUGCUGAAAAAAGAAUACAUUGUUCUUGUUGCAGGCGAAACAAGUUCAGGAAAGAGCACUUUGUUAAAUCUUAUCCUUGGAGAGCAGCUUCUUCCUUACUCCGUUCUGAGUACCACAUCCACCAUCUGGGAACUAAGAUAUGGAGAUACACCAAAGCUGGUGGCGCACUUUAAAGACAAAGGAUUAGGGGAUGUUACAAAGACUGUCCCCUUAGACGAGCCAUCCGAAGCCUCCGAGCAAAGUUACCUUCGACAGAUCUCCGAAUACGUCCACCUAAAGACGAAGAGAGAAAAGGGUUCAGAUUACGAAAAGAUUGAGUUGUUUUGGCCACACAAUCUGUUGAAGGAAAAUAUCGUAAUAGUCGACAGUCCAGGAAUUGGCGAAUCUACCAUCAUGGAUGACAUAGUAAAGGAGUACCUUCCAGAGGCUUUCGCAUUUAUUUACGUCAUUAACAGUGAAAACGCCGGUGGAAUACAGCGAGAUAGGGUAGAAAAACUUAUCGAACACGCCAGACAGGUAUCCCUUGACAAACAAAGGGAAUCUUCCUCAAAUUGUGCCAUAUUCGUUUGCAACAAGUGGGACCAUUUGCCGCCAAAAGAAACUGAUCAAGUGAAGAACUAUAUCGUGACGAAACUCACACAGUGUUGGCCCUCUCUGGAUCCAGAAUCUCAGAUCAUUUAUAUGUCAGCAAGAGAUGCCAGUGAAGCUCAGAAGCUUGGAGUAGUCACGGAAGAGUUUGCUAAACUAAUGAAUGGUAUCAAGUCCAUGGUGUUGAAAAGUAUUGAAGCAAGACUACAGAUUCAGUGGAGGUGGCUUGACUAUCUUCUUGCACGUAUGGCCCUCCACACGAAAGCGUUCAUUCGUCAUUCGUCCGAUGAUCGUAAAAAUUUGAUAGAGAGAAUGACGUUUAUCACUGACCGCCUCCAAAGUAUUGAGGGGCAGCAAGGUACACUCAGCAAAGAGCUGCAGUCAUACCUCGAAAACAAGACAGGCCACGCUGCCUUUUCAGUGUUGACAGAGGCAAAGAAAGAAGACGAAAAGAAACGAGCAACCUUGCUCAAGUUCUAUGAACGCACGGAAGUUUGCUUGGGCAGAAUGGAUGAAAAAGUUCAAACCCUUUUGGAACAGAACAUCAGGAACCUCAAGGAAAAAAUAGCUUCCCACAAACAAAAUCUGCUGAAAAAAGAGUACAUUGUUCUUGUUGCAGGCGAAACAAGUUCAGGAAAGAGCACUUUAUUAAAUCUUAUCCUUGGAGAGGAGCUUCUUCCUUACUCCCUUCUGAGUUCCACAUCAACUAUCUGUGAACUAAGAUAUGGAGAUACACCAAAGCUGGUGGCGCACUUUAAAGACAAAGGAUCAGGGGAUACCUCACCGACUGUCUUCUUAGACAAGCCAUCCGAAGCCUCCAAGCAGAGUUACCUUCAACAGAUUUCCAAAUUCGUCCACCAAAAGACGGACAGAGAAAAGGGUUCAGAUUACGAAAAGAUUGAGUUGUUUUGGCCACAUAAUCUGUUGAAGGAAAAUAUCGUUAUAGUCGACAGUCCAGGAAUUGGCGAAUCUACCAUCAUGGAUAACAUAGUAAAGGAGUACCUUCCAGAGGCUUUCGCAUUUAUUUACGUCAUCAACAGCGGAAACGCCGGAGGAAUACAGCGAGAUAGGUUGGGAAAACUUAUCGAACACGCCAGAAAGGUAUCUCUUGACAAAGGAAGGGAAUCUUCCUCAAAUUGUGCCCUAUUCGUUUGCAACAAGUGGGACCAGGUGCCGCCAAAAGAAACUGAUCAAGUGAAGAACUAUAUCGUGACGAAACUCACACAGUGUUGGCCCUCUCUGGAUCCAGAAUCUCAGAUCAUUUAUAUGUCAGCAAGAGAUUCCAGUGAAGCUCAGAAGCUUGGAGUAGUCACGGAAGAGUUUGCUAAACUAAUGAAUGGUAUCAAGUCCAUGGUGUUGAAAAGUAUUGAAGCAAGACUACAGAUUCAGUGGAGGUAA